AUGCCAAUGGGUGAAGUAACUACCACCACAUCUCUCGUCGUGGCCGUCUCCGCCGCUGCUGCCGCUGCUUACAUCGUUCAGCGUCAGCAGAAGAAGAAGAAAAGCAAGAAAAUAAUCAAAGCCCUUCCCUUCCCAACAAAGCGUACACCGCUCAAACGUAUCCCACUGGAUCAAUUGCCUAAACUCAAAAACGAUCUGCUGCUUCGUGCACUACGAGGCGAUCGUACAGAACGUGUACCCGUGUGGUGUAUGCGGCAAGCUGGACGUCAUUUGCCGGAAUUCCGAGAGCUGCGCAAUCAAGGGUAUGACUUUUUUACGAUGUGUGAAGUACCGGAGCUGGCAGUAGAAGUGAGUCUGCAGCCGUUACGACAGUACCAUAUGGAUGCUGUAAUCAUCUUCUCGGACAUUUUAGUCAUUCCUCAGGCCAUGGGUAUGAAGGUUACAAUGGUGCCUAAUGUGGGACCGGUGCUACCUGAUCCGAUUCGUACCCCCGAGGAUAUCAACAAGCUUGAUUUGAAUCCAAAUAUUGAGGACAAAUUGGGCUACGUGCUGGACGCACUCAAUUUGGCUCGACAGGAAAUUAAGGGCGAGGUGCCGCUGAUUGGUUUUGUAGGUGCUCCUCUUACGCUCAUGUGCUAUAUGAUUGAGGGCAGUGGUAGCCGCACCAAGGCGCUGCUCAAGACUUUUUUGUACCAGCAACCAGAGGCAGCUCACAAACUCUUACAGGGCAUCACAGAUGUCUGUGUGAACUUUUUGCUGGCGCAACAGCGUGCUGGUGCACAGGCGUUACAGGUUUUUGAAACUGUUGGAGCAGAGGUACUAACCCAGGAUCACUUUUACGAAUUCGUCUUCCCAUACCUGGUUCAGAUCGCAAACCGUGUGAAGGCCGAGACUGACACACCGAUGGUGUGCUUCUGCAAGGGCACGCAGUACGCAUACGAAAAGCUUGUGACUACCAAGUAUAACUGCAUUGGGCUGGACUGGCAGUCGGACCCUGUCGAGGUACGCCGGCUUGCUCAUGGUCGCGUCUCACUGCAGGGGAACUUGGACUCGAGUGUGAUUUAUGCGUCUCCAGACAUCAUUUAUAACGAAGUGAAGAAAAUGCUUAAACGCUUUGGCACACAAAAGUAUGUGGCCAACCUUGGCCACGGCUGCUUUCCGGACAUGGAGCCGGCGCAUGUGGAUGCUUUCAUCAAGGCGGUGCAGGAGAUCUCACUCGAGAUGAAUUCGCGUUAG
Messenger RNA from Peronospora farinosa, 1236 nucleotides. Lineage: Eukaryota; Oomycota; Peronosporomycetes; Peronosporales; Peronosporaceae. The record is from the annotation of a GenBank genome assembly.